AGUGACAACCAACAGAAUGAUGACCAACCAAGUGAUGACCAACUUAGUAACAACCAACCAAGUAACGAUCAACCGAGUGACAACCAACUAAGUGAUGACCAACUAAGUGACGACCAACUAAAUGACAACCAACUAAGUGACGACCAACUAAAUACAGCUGCUACUAUGAUUGCUAGAUCUAGUUGUUCUUACAUGGAAGAUGUAGAAGAAGGGCUAAAUAGCAUG
Molecule: messenger RNA, 225 nt
Organism: Racocetra persica
Lineage: Eukaryota; Fungi; Glomeromycota; Glomeromycetes; Diversisporales; Gigasporaceae
Source: the annotation of a GenBank genome assembly